AUGUCCGCUCGACUCCGCGCGGUGAGCGAGCCGCCGCCCCCCAGGCUCCAGCCCCCGCAGAUCUCACUAUGCCUCCUCAUCAAGCUCUUCGCCCUCGGCGGAUCGAUCGAUACCACCCCCGCCUUCCCGGAGCCCUUCUGCGGCGCCACGGCCCGCCAGCUGGCCUUGUUCCUGCUGCGGGAGAUCAAGGGCAGGGAGGACGUGCACCACCCGCCGCUGAGCGAGCUGCUGUCCAGGCUUGGCCGGUCCGUGGAGCCCGGCGGGGAGGCCGCGGCGGGAUGGCUGGUGGCGGAGCUGCGGGCGCUGUCGCAGGGGGAUGGCAUCACAUCUCCACACAAUGUCACACAGCUGAUGGACAGCCUGUCUGACCUCCUGAAAAAAAAUCCACGCCCAACGUACAACCAGAAAGAUGACAGUAUCCAUGGAGUUGACAGCAACAGCACGUUGGGAACAUACCUGCGCCAGUGCAGGGUCACCUUUCAGGAGAUGAACUUUGAGGCCACCUCCCGCCUGGCUACGGAAAUCUGUGGCUAUUUCCAGGAAGUCGCCUCUGACACAUUCGCCUCCCCAUCCACCGCCAUGGGCGAUGAGACGCAGAUGACCACUUUGCCCGGCCCUUGCCCCCGAGAGUCUGUCGUGCUGGAGCGGAUCAUCAACGACGAUGCUGCGAGGGUGGCAAAGGGGGUGAGCCUUGGGGAGCCUGCGGCAAUGGAGAAGAGGAUGGUGUACUUGGAGAGCCAGGUGGCCAAGAUGCCGAAGGUCCUGUAUGUGCGGCACCUGAGCGCAGUGCAGCGGGGGGACUACUUCCUUGCACUGGAGAAUUUGCUGAGGUAUUUUGACUAUAGUGGCACCCAGGACUGGCAAGGGGAGUUGGAUCGCAGGGAGGAUCAGCAGAGGGAGGCAUAUGUCAUCAGCCAUAUGCUGCAAGGAAGGUUCAUGAAUGCGCUGCUCUGCAUGAGUUCUGCCCAGGGAACCUUUGGCCACAUUCAGGAGGCCCUGAACUCGUUGAGUGAGACUGUGCGCAUUGCACAACGCCUGUCAAAUGCCACGUGCGUGGUGCAUUCGCUGGCAGCCCUGUGCCGCAUCCUGCUGCGGGCCACACCCUGGGCGAUUUCUAAUGCAGAGAACGCACCAUUUGCCAUCACAGGCAGCCCGAAGGAGACCCUGUUUCUAUUGAGGCGAUGCCUCAAGCGAGCCAUUAAACUGCGUAUGCCACACCUUGUGGCAUACUGCAGACUUGCUCUGGGAAGGUUUGCUCUGCAGUACAGUGUGCAUGUCCCUGACCUCUAUCGCUACCGCCUUACCUCAGGACCAGUUUCUCCAUGGGCAACGACUGCACGAUCACACAUCGAGGUGAUGAUGGCGGUCGCUGAUGUCAUGCGGCUCAAUCGCCAUGUGUCUCUUGCCUCUGUCGUUUCAAGAGGCGGUGUCGGCCAUACUGGUGCACAUCCACGCUUCCCCAAUGGAGUUGGGACAGACAUCUUCUCCUCAUCCCUUGGGGUCUUUGGUGCAUACACCAAGGAUGCCAAAAUGGCCACGGCUGCUGCGACAAGCCAGUUGGCAGGCGGUGGACACUUGCUGCGCUCAGCAGCAUGGAAGAUGUUUGGCAGCAUGCAGAGUGCAGGGAUGCAUGCCCUCCUGUACAUGUGCUGCUAUAGCCAUGCGGGUUCAUCGGAUGAUAUCGCUGUGGCACUAGCACAGCUAGGACUGAUGACCGCAGCGCAAAAAGGCUUUACAGAGGCAAAGAGCAUGAUGAACUUCGUUGAGAGGAUUUUCUGCUACCAGUCCAAGAAGCCUCUGGAGAUCGCCAGACUGACUCUGUCUAUACAGCGGGCCAUCAACAGGGAAGACACUCGUGCAGUCUACCUCGCUGCAGAAAUGUGGGCAAUGGCAGAGCCCUCAGGUGCUGUUGAUCUGGAUGUCCAAGUGGAGGCAGAGAAGUGGGGCAUAAAGGCGUUGGCUGCAGCUGGCCGGCUGGAAGAGGCAGAGAAGAGUGCAGUGAAGCUGUUUGAGCUGUGUGCCAAAUCCGGCAUGCACUGCGAAGCAGCAUCAAUACUAUUGUUGGUUGCAAAAAUUCAUGACCAGGCUGAGAAUCCGGUGGGUGCCAUGCCGUACAUCCUGAGCUGCCUGCAGCACUGUGAAGACCUUCAUCUUGACCUGCUAGCUUCCGAGGCCACCGUGCUGCUGGCGAAGACGUGGGUGGGACUGAACCCUGCUCACGCACCUCAUGCUGUGCAGCUCAUUCAUGGCGUCCUGCCUCUCAUCCUAGCUCAUGGCAGCAUCAUGCUUCAGGGCGAGGCGCAGCUCAUGCUCGCGGACUGCAUGCUGUGCGUCACCAAGACGGCCGACGAAGUCGCAGCCCUGGGCUUUAGGGUCCUGGAGCCCCUCCAGAACGCCGCACAGGCCUUUGGCCUGCUGGAGGCAUGGGGCAAGGCGCAGGAGGCGUACCACUUCCUGGCCCUUGUGCUGGACGCCAUGGGGUACGUGGAGCAGCGCAACAAGGCGGCAUUCAUGUGGAGCGCCAUCGAGGGCCACGGGGAGAUUCCGGAGCACGCUAGGGAACGUGUGGUGGCAGAUACGAGCACCGUCAGGCAGAUCGACUUCGAUUCGAUUUGA
This is a messenger RNA of Ostreobium quekettii, 2616 nucleotides long. The record is from the annotation of a GenBank genome assembly. NCBI's taxonomy places the organism in Eukaryota, Viridiplantae, Chlorophyta, Ulvophyceae, Bryopsidales, Ostreobiaceae.